Pseudomyrmex gracilis is the source of this 4043-nucleotide messenger RNA. It is a transcript of the gene Rfx, whose product is annotated as DNA-binding protein RFX2. Lineage: Eukaryota; Metazoa; Arthropoda; Insecta; Hymenoptera; Formicidae. Gene Ontology annotation, biological process: regulation of transcription by RNA polymerase II. Gene Ontology annotation, molecular function: DNA-binding transcription factor activity, RNA polymerase II-specific; RNA polymerase II cis-regulatory region sequence-specific DNA binding. Bases 543 to 3188 code for a protein of 881 amino acids. The record is from RefSeq and is a predicted model, not a curated record. The transcript is spliced from 18 exons.
GGAACUACGUUUGAAUUGCGCUGUAUUUCUCGCGCGCAAAUAUUGUAAGUCGUAAAGUAUCUCGAGCGUUAAUUGCGAUAGUACAUGAGAUAAAUAUCCUGUAUCAGAGAAAAUAACAUGUGAAAAACUCAUCGCCGCGUUUUUGGACGGUGAUGCACAAAGGGAUCACUAACAUGUUUACAAGUAUUCCCAUACGUUUUUAGUUCUACAUAAAACAAUGCGUUACGAGAUGAUGUAAAUUGCAAAAUUACAAGAUCGCGAGAAGGAAGAAAGCAAACGUGCAGAUUUUAAUUUAACACAUUGGAACGAAAUGUCGGACAGAAGAAAACGUGCGAGGAUCGACGAUCGACUAUGAUGUGCAAUUGUUAUGUCUGGAACUAGCGAGAAUCGUCUCGGGCGAGUCUCACGGAUACGGAAAAUAUUUUCGGAUAUCCCGUGGAAACGGUAUCUCUGGAAACCGUCGAUAAAAUUUCCCGCGAUUUUCGGGAUUCGAAAGUGUUGAUAAAAAGAAACAAUUUGAACGCGGAGCGAAUUCUUCGCUGAUGUGCCUUACUGUUUUUCAAGAAAAUUGUACGUACACGCAAAAUGCAAUGACACGCACGGAGGCGGACGAAUCUCAAUGGUCUUACUGUUUUGUCGGCUAUCAAGAUGCUUUCUACUCGUCUCUCCAGCAGCGGGGAGAUAGCAGCAGUGGUGGUGAGACAGUAGGCGUAGAGAGAGGUGAAGGAGUGAUUGCCAUGACUACGACGGGAGCCCAGUACGCUCUCGCAGCAGCAUCCACCGGGGCUAACAACAGUGGGGGUGGCUCAACGGCAGUAGGGGUGGAUUCCAAGCCAAGCGUGGUUGUCGUGACUACUACUUCCAGUUCUAGCGGUGGUGGUAAUGGUGCACAGACUCAGUCAGGCAGAGGCCAGCAGCUUAUCACAGUCGUGACAAGCCCAGAUCCCUCCAGUCCAAGCAAUCUGCAACCUAUCCAGUUAUUGGUUCAGGAUCCACUUGAAACAGCUGCAGAUUCUUCCAACGGCUCGGCAGGUACACCGUCACAUGUUACAGCACAAGUAGUGGUUAAUACUACUCAUUCAAACCAGCACACAUUAGUGGAUUCUGACGCCGCAUCUACAUCGGCCGGUACUAUUGUCAGUGAUUCACCGCACUACAUAACAGUCACAGGCACCAGUGAUACAACAUCCUACGCGUCCCUCACAUCGGCUGUAGUGUCUGGUGACGGAGAGGCAGUGGGGUCCGAAUCAGUAUCUCAUCCAACUUAUGUUCAGUAUGUUGAAGGGGAUGGGUCCACGUAUAUACCGACAAAUGGCCAGAUGACAUAUCCUGUUUAUGCUGUCGGAGAAGCAGGAACGAUGUACACACCGGCUUCCGGUCAGUACUACACUCCGGCAACAACACCAGUAACAUAUGCGCAGGGCUCAAAUUCGACUACCGGACAAUUAUUAUCACAGGGGAACGGCACGUACUUGAUCCAGCAGAGCGUGGUGGAUGGAGACCCGACCACUCAAGCACUCAUAUCUGCGGCUGCUGCGGCGCGCACUAGCCCGCAAGAGGAAGCGGCGGAAGCUGUGGUUAGCGGGGGUGGCGGGGCAUACUUGAUCAGCGGUAAUUCUGGAGGUACCAAUGUCACCGUGGAGGAGGCUGCAGCGGCCGCGGCUGCAAAUAUGACGCAUGCCACUAGAGUCUCCCAAGCCACCAUGCAGUGGUUGUUGGAAAAUUACGAAAAUGCUGACGGUGUUUCUCUUCCAAGAUCAACUCUUUAUAAUCAUUAUAUACGACAUUGUACUGAAAAUAAAUUGGAUCCUGUGAACGCGGCCAGUUUUGGAAAGUUGAUACGCACUGUGUUUAUGGGCUUGAGAACUAGACGUUUAGGAACAAGGGGAAAUUCAAAGUAUCAUUAUUAUGGGAUUCGCAUCAAACCAAAUUCACCUCUGAUCAUGUUGAACGAGGAUGGUACACCGAAGCAGCAGCAGAGCGCGAACUCUCAAACUAAGCGUUACAAAUUCUCUAAUCAAAAGCAAGAAUCAUCUUAUGAAAAUAACAAUACGCAUGCUAAUGCAAAUAUCUCUACCAAUUCCUCGCCGCCGCAUUAUCAUCAGUAUCUCGGUGAAGCGAGUGGUGCUAUUCCUGAUUUUCCGGAAAUCUUUAUCAGUCACGAUUCGACACUGCCAGAGGAUUGCACGCUCGAGGACAUCGAUACGUUUCGCAGCAUAUACAGAGAGCAUUGCGAAGCGUUUUUGGACGCGGUGUUGAAUUUCGAAUUUGCCACGGUAGAGAGCCUCUGGAGAGAAUUCUGGCGCAGCCAGGACAAUAAUAACGGUGACGAGUGCGAAGAAGAGAAGUAUUUAUCAAAAACCAAACUAUAUCAGAUGUGUAAGUGUACGGGAGUACAAGAUUUUAUCAAAAAGGUUGACUUUACGUUCUAUCAGAAUCUAGUUGAAGUAUUAAUACCUAAUGUAUUGCGACCAAUACCAAGUUCUUUAACGCAGUCUAUUCGAAAUUUUGCAAAAGGACUAGAAUCUUGGUUACAAUCAGCUAUGGCCGACUGUCCUGAAGAAAUGACACAAAUUAAGUUGACUGCAGUGUCAGCUUUUGCUCAAACUUUAAGGCGUUACACGUCAUUAAACCAUCUUGCGCAAGCUGCGCGUGCAGUACUUCAAAAUUCGAAUCAGAUAAGUCAAAUGUUGGCCGACUUGAAUCGCGUUGACUUUCAUAACGUACAAGAACAAGCGUCUUGGGUGUGUCAGUGUGAUUAUGGGAUGGUAGAACGUUUGGAGACGGAUUUUAAAGCAACGUUGCAGCAACAAAAUUCUCUGGAGGAUUGGGCGAUUUGGUUGAAGGGUGUUGUGACGCAAGUGCUAAAACCAUUUGAGGAAAAACCUACGUUUGCUAAAGCUGCGCGUCAGUUUUUACUCAAGUGGUCCUUUUAUAGCUCAAUGGUUAUCCGAGAUCUCACUUUGCGAAGCGCAGCCAGUUUCGGAUCUUUUCACCUUAUAAGAUUACUUUAUGAUGAAUACAUGUUUUAUUUAAUAGAGCAUCAAGUCGCGAUUGCAACUGGCACAACGCCGAUAGCUGUAAUGGGAGAUAAAAGUCAAAACUGCUCUUUGAUCAGCAAUUUUGGGACAACGUCUAACGGAGAUACAUCUGAUGCGAACCAACAGAAACGUAUGAAGCUAAGCUAACUGCGUGCCUACGCCCUUUAGUUUUGUGAGUAAACCGGUUAGUGUACGAAAGUACGAAUGCUAGCACGAAAGCAUGCAGGCCUACACUAUAUGCUGUUCCAUGAGAAAAUAAUCUCAAUUGUUUUAUUUCCGAUAUUAUUCAUCACUGAGAAUUGUGAAUAAACAAACUACAAUAAACAAACGCAUUUAUGUCGGUGCAUAUCUACGAUACGACAAACGAAUUCUCUUUUUCUCUGAGAUAUGUCCUUGUAAUUAUCUUACAGAUCUGCUUUUCUUUACUGUCAAAAGUGCACAAAGAUCGUAAAGGAUUAUUUUCUCACGAAACGGUGUAUACAAAGAACAUACUAGUCUCGUAAAUUAUUAUUUUGUAUAACGUAAAAUUAUAAUUACGAUUUAUAAAAAAAAAAGAAGAGAAUUUUUGCAUAACGCCCAUGAUGUAUACAAUUUAAGUAAGUCUGUGUGAUAUAAGAUAUAUAAUAAUAAAGAGGUAUUGUGUAUUCCGCAAAGCUCUUGCCUCAUAAUACAGAUGCGGUGCAGAAUUAAGGUAUCGCUGGCACGAUGUUUAGUACGUUAAUCGAAUGUAUGUCGAAUCUAGUCGAAACACAUCUUUGGGGAAAAGAGAAAAAAAAACGUAUAUACGGGACCAUGAAUUUAUCAUGCCCUCGCUAGAAAAAUAAUGUGAAGCCCACUUGAUUGUGUUUUCAUAUUUAUUAUAUUUAUUAUUUUAUGUACAGAUGCAUUUACUGAAAUGUGAAUAGUUCUACUUUUCUACAUGUAAAAGAUUCGGAUGUAAAAAAACGGCAUAAUACAUAUCAAAUGUUACUUAUUCCGGCUUUACACCCGAAUCUCUCGUGU